AUGGGUUCAAUUGAUGUUGUAUUAGGUGCUGCGUGGGGAAAGGGAAAGCUGGUCGAUAUCUUGUCUAGUGAGGCGCAGAUCUGCGCUCGAGCUCAAGGCGGUCACAAUGCCGGACACUCCAUCGUUGCCAAUGGCAUCAGCUACGACUUUCACCUUUUGCCUUCCGGCCUGAUGAACCCCAAGUGCCUUAACCUCCUCGGGUCCGGUGUUGUCGUGCACGUUCCCACCUUCUUCUCCGAGCUUGACACCGUCGAGAAGAAGGGCCUCCAGAACGUCCACCAGCGCAUCUUCAUCUCGGACCGCUGCCACAUCGACUUCGAUCUUCACUGCGCCGUCGACCAGGCCGAGGAGCUCGAGCUUGGCUCCAACUCGAUUGGAACGACGAAACGAGGAAUCGGCCCGUGCUACGCUUCCAUGGCCACUCGAAAUGGUGUUACCAUGAGCGAGAUGUUUCGCCCCGACGUCUUCGAGAGCCGCCUGCGAAAACUCGCCGAUGGAUACAAGAAGCGCUUCGGAGACAAGCUUGUCUACGACGUCGAGGACGAGAUUGAGCGGUUCAAGGGCUACCGAGAGAAGCUGGCUAACUAUGUUGUUGAUGCCGUGACUUUCAUAAACGAUGCUCAGCAACGCGAUGCUCGCAUCCUCAUCGAGGGCUCGCAGGCUCUCAUGCUUGACGUGAACUAUGGCACCUAUCCUUAUGUCACUUCCUCGAACACUGUAAAGGCGUACACAACGCGAGUGGGCUCUGGUCCCUUCGCGACAGAGGACCUUGGCCCCGCCGGCAACCAUCUCCAAGAAGUUGGCCGUGAGUGGGGUGUUAGUACCGGCCGACGCCGACGAUGCGGCUGGCUGGACCUUGUUCAGAUCAAGUACUCGCACAUGUUGAACCACUACACCUCCUUAGCCACCUCACAUACUGACACAGGAAACGACAGGAACCUCACGAAGCUCGACGUGCUCGACGAUAUGGAGACGAUCAAGGUUGCUGUCGGCUACAAGGACAAGGAGACCGGAGCCGAACUUCCCAACUUCCCCGCGGAUAUGGACCUCCUCGGACGGGUUGAGGUCGUAUACGAAGAACUGCCCGGCUGGAAGAUGUCCACGUCCAAGAUACAGAAGUUCAGCUACCUUCCCAAGGGAGCACAAGAUUAUAUCACUUUCAUCGAGAAGUUUGUUGGAGUGCGAAUUCGGUGGAUCGGAACUGGCCCGGGCCGUGAGGACAUGAUCGAUCGGGGAAGCGCCUAG
This is a messenger RNA of Parascedosporium putredinis, 1245 nucleotides long. Lineage: Eukaryota; Fungi; Ascomycota; Sordariomycetes; Microascales; Microascaceae. The record is from the annotation of a GenBank genome assembly.